GCUUCCUACGCCUAUAAAAGUGGAGUGGCCGGGGAGGGCCGGCGCGGCCCUGGCGGCGGCCGCCUCUCUUCGCCCAAGGAGUUGACAUUUUGCAGGACUCGCGCGACGUCCCGUCGCCGGCGCUCCCCGGGACCCCGCCGCCGGGAGGAGGGGGCGGAGGAGGGUGGAGACUGCGGGGCUUGGCCAAGGAAGGCGCACAUCCUCGGGCGGGCGGCCGUGACGCGGCGGGGAUUAACUUUGCAUGAAUAAUGUGAGUGCGCUUGGAAAGGAGACCUUCUGUUCCCCGGGCUCGGGGCAAGCGCCCGCAGGCUGCCUUCCCCGGGCAGGGGCGCUCAACCCAACCGUCUGGAGGGCACUGGCAAAUCUCACUGACUGGAAUAUUAGCUCCCUGAGGGAAGAGCUACAGAAGAUGGGCUUGUAAAGAAAUAUACCUGCUUUCUAGGAAUUUAACUUCCUGUUGGGACGUGGAAGAGUUGACGCAGAAAAGGAAUUUGAAACGGAGUUUCAGACCGCAUCUUAUUAUUUGCACAGAAGAGUUGAAAAGGAAGUUCUGAUGAGAUCUGCGGUUUUCCUCCCAUUGGCCGGCCUGUGUGGGUGCCAAGUUCUGCACGUGAUUUAAUGGAUCAGAAGGAGGUGUCAGUGAAAAAAAAGGUCCAGAAUGAUUACUAACCUAUGACUCCCAACAGUAUGACAGAAAAUGGCCUUCCAGCCUGGGACAAACCAAAGCACUGUCCAGACCGAGAACACGACUGGAAGCUAGUAGGAAUGUCUGAAGCCUGCCUACAUAGGAAGAGCCAUGCGGAGAGGCGCAGCGCAUUGAAAAAUGAACAGACAUCACCACAUCUCAUCCAGGCCACUUGGACUAGCUCAAUAUUCCAUCUGGACCAUGACGAUGUGAAUGAUCAGAGUGUCCCAAGUGCCCAGACCUUCCAAACAGAAGAGAAGAAAUGUAAAGGGUACAUCCCCAGUUACUUAGACAAGGACGAGCUAUGUGUAGUGUGUGGUGACAAAGCCACGGGGUAUCACUACCGCUGCAUCACGUGUGAAGGCUGCAAGGGUUUCUUUAGGAGAACCAUUCAGAAAAAUCUCCAUCCAUCCUAUUCCUGUAAAUAUGAAGGAAAAUGUGUCAUAGACAAAGUUACGCGAAAUCAGUGCCAGGAAUGUCGCUUUAAAAAAUGCAUCUAUGUUGGCAUGGCAACAGAUUUGGUACUGGAUGACAGCAAGAGGCUGGCGAAGAGGAAACUGAUUGAGGAGAACCGGGAGAAGAGACGACGGGAAGAGCUGCAGAAAUCCAUCGGGCACAAGCCAGAGCCCACAGACGAGGAGUGGGAGCUCAUCAAAACUGUCACGGAAGCCCACGUGGCCACCAAUGCCCAAGGCAGCCACUGGAAGCAGAAACGGAAAUUCCUGCCAGAAGAUAUUGGACAAGCACCAAUAGUAAAUGCCCCAGAAGGUGGAAAGGUUGACUUGGAAGCCUUCAGCCAUUUUACAAAAAUCAUCACACCAGCAAUUACCAGAGUGGUGGAUUUUGCCAAAAAGUUGCCUAUGUUUUGUGAGCUGCCAUGUGAAGACCAGAUAAUCCUCCUCAAAGGCUGCUGCAUGGAGAUCAUGUCCCUUCGCGCUGCUGUGCGCUAUGACCCAGAAAGUGAGACUUUAACCUUGAAUGGGGAAAUGGCAGUGACGCGGGGCCAGCUGAAGAAUGGGGGUCUUGGGGUGGUGUCGGACGCCAUCUUUGACCUGGGCAUGUCACUGUCUUCUUUCAACCUGGAUGACACAGAAGUAGCUCUCCUUCAGGCUGUCCUCCUAAUGUCUUCAGACCGCCCAGGGCUCGCCUGUGUUGAAAGAAUAGAAAAAUACCAAGAUAGUUUCCUGCUGGCCUUUGAACACUAUAUCAAUUACCGAAAACAUCAUGUGACACACUUUUGGCCAAAGCUCCUGAUGAAGGUGACAGACCUGAGGAUGAUUGGAGCCUGCCAUGCCAGCCGCUUCCUGCACAUGAAGGUGGAAUGCCCCACGGAACUCUUUCCCCCAUUGUUCUUGGAAGUGUUCGAGGAUUAGACUGACUGACUUCAUUCUCAUAAUUCCUACAGCACUACUGGGUGUCAUUUCAUUCCAUUGCCUAGCUCUUUUUUGUUUGUUCCUUUGUUUCUUUGUGUUGGGAGAGACUGGGGGUAAAGGGAGGUAGUCCUUAGCAUAGACAUGGAUGAAAUUGCCCCUUGAAUGCGGGUACUUGUAACUAUUGCAUUUUGUUCUCCAGUCCUUUGAUGUGAAUGCUUUGAAGGUUUUACAGUUGUGGAGGUGGGGUGGGGACAAUCAUUAAUUCACCAGCACCAAGCCAUCACCAGCUCCCAUCUGUCCCUGGUCAGAGACUCAAGCAAGCAAAAUGGCGUGGCAGAAGACUAAUGAAGCCUUAAAACCAAGAUAAUAUGGUCAUCUUGAUCCAGCCCUGAGUUUUGCAGGGCUCAAAUUAGCACGGCACAGACCAACUUUGGUUAGAUGUGGCUUUCAGCUUUCUAGGGAAAGAUCUGAACUUAUUUUUAUCUAUUCAAGAGCACGCUGUUUUCCUCACCCUUCAUUCUCUCCUGGCAGCAUAACCUGGAAUGUAUAGGAAUAUUUGUUCCUGAAAAAUCAGCUGUCCUUUCACUAUAAUUUUUAUAAUCCUAUGAUUUAAUUCAAGUUAUACAAGGGUGUGACUCAAAGAUAUGCAGGUAUUUGACUGACUGAGGCCAACAAGGGAAACAAUUUUCCUCAGUGAGCCCAAAGAAAUUAGAAAACUUUACUUAACUAAUGUCAGUGACUCAACAGUUUCCAAAAAUUCACAUAGUCUUACCUCAUAGUAAGGAAGGCUUCUUUACAGUUAAGGCUCAGAGAAAAUUUCCACAGAAAUCAAACCUAUUUACAGAGUGUUGUCACUUUUCAAUGACAUCUGAUCUGUCAUCUCCCAAACUCCUGAAGUUAUUUAAUCCUGAUUGCAUCUUUGCUGAGCUGACAACAGAUUUCCCUACGGAUUAAAUCUUCUAAUCAAGGAGAGAUAACAAGCUGAAUUUUGAGCCUUGUUCUGGAGGAAUUCUGAGGCAAGAUUAGUGUCGUACAUUCUGAGUUGAAGGAAGUGCAGUGUUCUGAGAGUCUCUUCAUGUACUGAUGGUUCCUUUUGGUCUUAGAUCCUCAAGCUCUUUGCUCUACACACAAAUGUUUCCAAGGCCCUUUUCCCUCUCUCAGGCUUGACUAUCACUGAUCAAAGCCUGGUCUGGAGACCGACCCACUCUGCCUCUCUUACAGCAUUGCCCUGACAGAUAUCUCACAGAAAAUACCUGCAGCCCACAUACACGAACCUCACUCACCUUCCCUACCUAGCCCUCCUCCCUGAUGACAAAUGCUGGAGUAGGUUGUGCCCAGAAAACCCAUGGUGAUCCCUGAUCAUUUCAACUUCAAAAAAUGGGCAAAGAAUGUACCCAGGCAACUGAAUGUAUCUUGUUCUUCACUGGCAUAGUAGACACAAACUAUUCCUUCACCUGCCUUGAACUGCCUUAUCCUGGAAAUAUUGGGGAAAAUAAGCCAUAUCAGUGAGAUUUACCUAAAAAAACAAAGGAAUGCAAGUCACUGUGAAAACCAAGUGGACUAAUUCUUUUUUAACUUGCCCAGAAGUCAGGACACCUGAGUUCUAGUUUGUGCUCUGUCAAACUGGUGGUUUUGUAACCUUGGGUCUUGGUUUUCUCAGCUGAGAGAAAGUCAUGAACUUUAAAAUCCUUCCCAUCCUUACUAGUGUACUGAUUUCUGGGGGGGAAAAUCUAUUCCUUUUUGAUGGUUUCUUUCAUAAUUCAAAUUUUUAGCUUUAUUAGAAAUUACGGCCCUUUAACAGUUAGGGAAUGCAUAUUUGGUAUUGAGUCAAAAUACAAAUUUGACAUACUACUCAUCAAGUAUGUAGAGAAAAGCCGGAUGGCCUUGGAAAAAGGAGAGGAGCAGCACUGAAAAACCUUAGUGUGACUGGGAAUAAUCUGGAAGGAAAAAUAUAUGUUUAACGUGUGAAAGCUACUGGCAUCCCAGGAAGAGGAAACAAGACUAUCACUAUGGAACUAGCUAAGCAAAGAAAGGAAGUAGGGGAGGAUAAAGUUUGUCUUUAUCUACAGACUGUUUUGUUUUGUUUUGUUUUGUUUUGUUUUUUCUCUAAGCCAGUCGCUAGCCAGUCUCCCGAAGCCCUUGCUUUGUUAGCAAUUCAGCUCCCUCUGUUGACUCUCCUUGGAGAAGUACUCUUUGAAACACUGCUGAAUCACCUUCUAUGCUCCAGGGUAACUCUGAGAAGCUCUGUGGUGAGGGGCAAGUUUUCUCUCAGAAGGGAAUGGGAGGAAGGCAAAUAGGAAGGGUACUGGAGGGUUCACAGACCCCUUGGGCAUCAAGCCCUCUGGGGACAGCUUCCUCAAUUUGUUUGACAGAGAUUCUGAAGUAUAUGAGAUACACCCAGACUCAAAUACAAGUACAGAGCCAGAUCUAAGGCUAAAUCUGAAUGCUUUGGGGAUUAACCAUGGCUGGGCAUUGGCCAAAUGGGACAGUGUAUCUACAGUAAUCCAGCUAGCUCCAAGUAAAUUUAUGUUUGAUCCUCAGUUCCUAAAAUGAUUGCCUUAAAAAGGCAAACUACUGAUCUGAAACUCUUGUUGAAGACUGAAUACUUUGUGUUGAGCAGGACGCUCCUUAAAGUACUUCAGUUUGAAGGGAAAGGCUGUAAGGACUCUAAGGAUCAUGACCCUGGGGUCAAAAUGAUUCAUUUCUUCUGUAACUGGUUGAGGUACUUAGUGCAUCUCAAGACUCCAUCUCAUAAAACUCAAUCAGGAGGGAUUUACUCUGGAUUUUUUUUUAAACAUUUUUCUUAUAUUGUCCGGGCUUUCAAAUCAAGUGUGAACCUGAUUGAAACCCCUCACGGAGGGGAGACAUCCCAGUGAAGGAGAACACAUCUGUAUAACUGGGAUUCUUAUUUAUGAAUCAUUUAAUUUCGGGGGGAUGAGUGGUGUGGGGUGUGUGUGUGGGUGGGUGGUCGUGUGUGUGUGUUUGUAAUCCUCAAGUGUACUUUACUCUUCAAUUUAGAUGUGCAGUAUUUCCAGAAAUAGUGAAAAAAAAAAUAAGAUCUUUUCUUCUUUAUGAUUCUGCUGAACACACUACGUGCUGCCUCAGAGCUUUUUCUAGUCAAAUGAGCCUCGGUCCUCAAUGACGUGCUUGCCGUGUUGAUGCCUCAGCCCAGUGAUACCCCCCUUCACCCCUGCCCUACACGACACCUCUUCCGUUGGCAGUGCAGUCGUCAGUCAUCGGAGUGGACCGCCAGGCUCGGCUCUGCUCCAGCAACGCCAUUCUCAAUUGCUCUUCUGUGGACAGGUGCCUAAGUCUUGGCCCCUCCACCACACUAAGCCCCCAACAGACUCAGCCUCCAUGGAACUGCUGAGCACCCUCAAAGCAUGUCAUUGUCAGUGAUACACUUUUCUUCUAUGGAACUCUAACCUAUUCGUGUCAUAUUGACCUUCUGAUGCAUGAGUCAUAAAUUAUGAAAUCGGUCUUAUGGUUUUUGAAAUGUAGCCAGCGUUUGUAAGGCUAAACCUUUUUCACAAACGGAAUUUAAGUGAAUAACCAAGCCGCAGUUAUUCUCCAGAAGGAGAGUGCUUACAGACAUUUGAAUCUCUUUGCCCUUUCCAACAGCUACGGCAUCAGGUUCUAAAAUAAGCUUGUAAUUUUUCCUGUUAUUUUAAUAAUAUGGAAAUAUUAGCAUAGUGUUUCUUUUGAUAGUGAUAGACUAUAAUCCAUAUUUAAAUUUUAUAGAGAAGAAAUUUUAUUGUACUGUGAUGUAGAUAUUUAUUAUCCAGGUAAGGAUUUGCCCGGUGUGUAUUUUUUACAAUUGAAACAUUUUACUUUAAUCUUUAAAAAAAAAAAAAAAAAAAAAAAAAAAAACAUUAAAAACACACACACACAAAAAAAAAACCAGACUAGGGGGAAAAAAGGUUUGGCCUUAUCACGGAAUUUUUACUGUGCUGUAUAAAUGUUUGCAAACGCAAAAAGUGUGCAUUUCUAGUGUGUUUCCACAUUAAUUAAUGCCGCCUUCAAGAGCAAUAUCGUGCAGGUAAAACGCUGUUUGUGGCUUUCUGUUGCACAGUUAAAGCUGACCCACCUUAUGCACAAGACAAUCAAAUAUAAAUCUGUCCUCCUCAGGAUGCAGACAAUACUCAUGUAAAUUACGGAGCACAACGUAAGACAAAAGACACUUUAUUUAAUUACACAGGUAUUAUUGAUAUAAAAGAUGUAAGGGCAUAAAUGAACUGACAUUACUCCUUUAUUUUGGUUCUUCCUAAUUAACUUGGCAUUUUUCAUUUGGUUACACGGCCAAGUUAUUCCUCUAUGCUUUCUCCAGAGAAAACACGUUUCCUGCCCCCCCCAUAAUGUUUUCAUGCCCUGAGAAUCAGAAAAAUGCUACAGAAUAGGAAAAGAUUUACAGUCAUUGGAAGAUAAUGUGUUUUGCAAACAGUGUUAAGUGAUAUUGCUAGGUUGGUAAUAUUUUUUUCAGCCUAAAACUCUGUUAAAAUCUGUGAUCAAAAUGUUUUAAACUAUCCAAAAAGAAAAUUUGUAUAUUUGGGAAAAAUGAAUUUUUACAUAGCUUUUGUAUGCAGAUAUUAAAUUGUAAUUAUGAAUAUAGUGGGCAUAGAUAAACUCAUAAGCUUCAAUUCUAAAAAAGAAAAAAAGAAAAAGCUUACAACGA
Neofelis nebulosa (Clouded leopard) is the source of this 6730-nucleotide messenger RNA. It is a transcript of the gene THRB, whose product is annotated as thyroid hormone receptor beta. Gene Ontology annotation, biological process: retinoic acid receptor signaling pathway; positive regulation of transcription by RNA polymerase II; thyroid hormone receptor signaling pathway. Gene Ontology annotation, molecular function: zinc ion binding; RNA polymerase II cis-regulatory region sequence-specific DNA binding; nuclear receptor activity. The transcript has 12 exons. The record is from RefSeq and is a predicted model, not a curated record. Bases 673 to 2058 code for a protein of 461 amino acids. Lineage: Eukaryota; Metazoa; Chordata; Mammalia; Carnivora; Felidae.